AUGGAUUCCGACGAUGACUCUGUCUUCGCUAUCGAAGAUGAUUCCGAGGGAUAUGUCCCAAAGCCCAAAGCCAAGGCUGCCGCGAAGCCAGCUGCCAAAAAGAUGGUGCAAACCACAUUAAAAUCAAAACCAGCGCCGAAGAAGCGCCCCAUCAUGGAAAGCGAUGAAGACGACGAGGACCCGAGUGCCUCAUCUGGCUUCUCCAACACUCCGCCAACCGCUAAGAAGCAGAAGACGGCAGCUCCACCGAAGAAGUCGGGCGGCAAGCCCCUAGCGGAGCUGGAAAAUGACAGCAUGAUCAUCGAUGACGAGCCCAAGGACGAGCCCAAGGCUGGCGCCAAGAAGAAGACAGCAACGGAAACGUACCAGAAGCUGACACAGCUCGAGCACAUCAUCAAACGUCCCGAUACGUAUAUCGGCUCCGUGGAAAAGACAGACCAACAGAUCUGGGUCUACAACAAAGAGUCGAAGCAGAUGGAGUAUCGCAACAUUACAUAUGUCCCUGGUUUCUACAAGAUCUUUGACGAAAUUCUCGUCAACGCUGCCGACAAUAAACAGCGUGACAGCUCCAUGAGCAUGAUGAAGGUCACCAUUGAUCGCGCUACCGGCGAGAUUAGUGUUGAGAACAACGGCAAAGGAAUCCCCAUUGUCAUGCACGAGAAGGAAAAAGUUUACAUUCCUGAGCUCAUCUUUGGUCAUUUGUUGGCUGGUUCCAACUUUGAUGACAACGAGAAGAAAACCGUGGGUGGUCGUAACGGUUAUGGUGCGAAGCUGUGUAACGUAUUCAGCACAGAAUUCACCCUGGAGUGCCAGGACAGCGAAAAUGGAAAACGAUACAAGCAACUAUGGACCAACAAUAUGCAGACCAUGCACAAGGCCAAAAUUACUUCCAACAAGACAUCAGAUUUCGUCCGAGUCACCUUCAAGCCGGACUACGCCCGAUUUGGAAUGGAAGAAGGCAUCACAGAUGACCUCGAGGCACUGCUCUACCGAAGAGUUUACGACAUGGCUGGUACAAUGAGAGGUGUCAAAGUCCAACUCAACGGCGAACUCAUCAAGAUCAAGGACUUCAAGGCAUACUGCGAUCUCUAUGCAAAGUCUAUUGCAGGCGAGAGGAGCAUGGAGGAGGGCGGCAGCCCAACUUGUACUGUCGAAAUCGACAAGGACAAGGGCCAUCCCCGCUGGGAAGUUGGAUUCACCGUAUCAGAUGGCACAUUCCAGCAAGUGUCAUUUGUCAACUCGAUCGCAACAACGUCAGGAGGCACUCAUGUCAACUAUGUCGCCGACCAGAUCACAGCAUACCUCCUCAAGGCGGUGACAAAGCUGAGGAAAGGACAUGGUUUGAAGCAGGCGCAUCUCCGAAACCACAUCUUCAUUUUUGUCAACUGCUUGGUCGAUAACCCUGCGUUUACAUCGCAGACCAAAGAGCAGAUGACUACCAAAUCUAGCCAGUUCGGCAGCAAGUGUGUCCUGGGAGAGGAUUUCCUGAAGAAGGUGGCCAAAUCCGACGCAAUCAAAAACAUCAUGGACUUUGCCGAAAGAAAGGCGGACAAGAUGAUGGCCAAGAGUGAUGGUAACAAGCGCUCUCGAGUGAGCAAUGCCAAGCUUGUCGAGGCCAACUUGGCAGGCACCAGACGCGGUCAUGAAUGCACGCUCAUCUUGACCGAAGGUGACUCCGCCAAAGGUCUGGCCGUUUCUGGACGAGCCAUCUUGGACCCUGACCGUAUUGGUGUGUUCCCGCUUCGUGGUAAGCUUCUCAAUGUACGAGACGCCUCCAUCGACCAAAUCACCAAAAACCAGGAGAUCCAAAACAUCAAGCAGUUCCUGGGUCUCAAGCACAAGCAGGUGUACACGGACACAAAAAGCCUUCGUUACGGUCACCUGAUGAUCAUGGCCGAUCAGGAUCACGACGGUAGUCACAUCAAGGGUCUUCUCAUCAACUUCCUUCAAGUGCAGUUCCCUUCACUGCUCCAGAUCCCUGAUUUCUUCCGGGAAUUCAUCACUCCUAUUGUCAAAGUCUGGCAGGGUCCCAAUCCCAAGAAGCCGCAGCGACUCAAGUCCUUCUUCACACAACCGCAAUACGAGGAAUGGAAGGAAGAACGUGGCAGCGAAAUCACUCGAUGGCAUUACAAGUACUUGAAGGGUCUGGGCAGUAGCAGCAACGAAGAUGCCCAGGUAUACUUCACCAACCUCGACGAGCACUUGAAAGAAUUUGAUGUCAUGAAGCCGGAGGAGGCGGACAUGUUCGACCUGGCCUUCUCCAAGAAGAAGGCCGACGCGAGAAAGGAGUGGCUGGGUAACUUUAUUCCUGGAACCUACUUGGAUCACUCUGCCAAGACUAUCAGCUAUGGCGACUUUGUGAACAAGGAGCUCAUUUUGUUCAGCAUGGCGGAUAACAUAAGAUCCAUUCCGUCAAUGAUUGAUGGGUUGAAGCCCGGUCAGCGCAAGGUUCUCUACGCAUGUUUCAAGAGAAACGUGGUCAAGGACGAAAAGGUUGUGGAGCUGGCUGGUUAUGUCUCUGGACUGACUGCCUACCACCACGGUGAAGCCUCACUGCAGCAAACCAUCAUUGGCUUGGCUCAAGAUUUUGUGGGAUCCAAUAACAUCAAUGUUCUGGAGCCCAGCGGUAACUUUGGUUCUCGACUUGCCGGUGGCUCUGAUGCUGCCAGUCCUCGUUAUACCUUUACCCGCUUGUCUCCCUUCGCCCGCUCAAUUUUCUCCUCCCUCGAUGAUCCAAACCUGAACCACCAGUUUGAGGACGGUAAGCAGAUUGAGCCGGAGAUUUAUGCUCCUGUCCUUCCCAUGGUGCUCAUCAAUGGUGCCGAUGGUAUUGGCACGGGUUGGAGUACCUCUAUCCCCAACUACCACCCGCUGGAGGUUGUGAAGAAUUUGAGGCGACGAAUGGGUCGUCUUGAGGAAGGCGAUGAUGAAGAGAAGCCAUUUGAGACCAUGACUCCCUGGUUCCGGGGCUGGAAGGGCACACCAGAGGCUGCUGGCCCUGAUCGCUACAAGUUCAACGGUAUUGCUUACCAGAAUGAGCAGAACGCGAACGAGGUGGUCAUCACUGAGCUUCCCAUCCGCGUAUGGACUGAUGACUUCAAGGCUCGUCUGGAAAAGAUUAUCAGCGGCGUGGAUGGCCCCACCUGGAUCAAGGACUACAAAGAAUUCAACGACCACAAGACUGUCCACUUUGAGAUUCAAGUGGAUGAGAAGCACAUGGCCAAGGUCCUUGAAGAAGGUUUGCUGGAGCGAUUCAAGCUCACUAAGCAAGUGGCGACAUCUAACCUGGUUGCGUUCGACACUAAUGGCCGGAUUCGCAAGUACGAGAAGGUUGAGGAUAUCCUAGAGGAAUACUAUGUCUAUCGAUUGGAGAUGUAUCUGAAGCGAAAGAAUCACUGGCUGAGUGUCUACGAUGCCGACUACCGGAAAUUGAAGAACCAGGCACGCUUCAUCCAGGAGAUUAUUGACGGUGACUUGAUCGUUGGUAAGAAGAGGAAGGACGUCCUUGUCAAAGAGCUGCGAGAUCGCAAAUAUGAGGCAUUCCCCCCAAUCAAGAAUGCCCAAACAAAGAAGACUCCAGAGGAGGAGGAGGAAGAGGACGAAGAGGGUGAAGAAAGCGCCCGUGACUAUGACUAUCUUCUCUCAAUGCCGAUUUGGUCAUUGACCGCAGAACGUCUUGAGAAGUUGAAAGAUGCUAUUCGGAGGAAGAAGGCCGAGUAUGACGAACUGGAGGCUAAGAGUGACAAAGAUCUGUGGUGUGAGGAUCUCGUCGCCUUUGAGGCUGAGUGGGAGAAAUCUCUUGCCCUCAGCGCAGAAAUUCAGACCAACAUUCGUCGCAUGGGCCGCCGAGUAUCCAAAAAGAUAGGAGCUGGAGGAGGUGGCCGCGGCAAGAAGGCUAAGGGGGCGGACGAUGAUUAUGAGCCGGAGAAGAAGGGUCGAAAGAAGGCAGCGCCCGCUGCGAAGACGGAGACCAAGACGGCGCAGAGAUUUGCCGACAUGUUUAGCGCCAAACCCAAGGUCAAGAAGGAGUCGGAGCCAGAGGUUGUCGAGUUGUCUGACAACUUUUCUGACGAUGAUUUCGCCGCCCUCAGCCGGAGCAAACCGGCAGCUGCACCCAAAGCUGCACCCAAAGCGGCCCCCAAAGCUGCGCCUAAAGCUGCACCCAAAGUCGCCAAGGCCUCUGAGUCGCGAUCCAUCUCUCUAUCCGAGGAACCAGAGGUCGUUCCCGUUCGCAACAAGCGAGCAGCUCCCUCUAAGACCUCUGAGUCACGAUCCGUCUCGCUGUCAGAAUCGGAGCCUGAGGUGGUGCCUGUGCGCAACAAGCGAGCAGCUGCUUCCAAAGCCAGAACUUUGUUCGACGCCGACUCAGAUAGUGACGAGGACGAUGACCAGAUGCUUGGUGAUGUUGGUGCGCUGGUCAAGGGCAUUGAAGACAAGCCUUCUGGAGAAGCCAGCGCGCGACUCAGCCUGCACACCAUGGGCCGACCCGACUCAAGCCAUGGCAACACGAGCGCUGGAACCAUCUCAAAGCCAAGGGCCAAAUCAGCCAAAGCCUUUGAUUUUGACAGCCCUGAUGAGACCAACUAUGAGAUGUUAGCCAAGCCGUCGCCCUUCAAGCCGGCCAACAAUGAUGACGAAGCGUCGGGCGAUGACGAUGAGUUGGGACUUUCUUCAAAGGGUAAGGCUGCAGCAUCAUCAAGCCUAACUGCAGCCAAGAAACGUGGCAGACCGGCCGCGGCAACGAGUAAGGCGGAUGGCAAACCAACAAGCAAGCCCAAGGUGGCCCUCAAGGCUGCAGUAACAGCUUCGACUCUGUCGCCAGCUGCCAAGAGAUAUGCUGCCAAGAAGAAGGCCUUGGAAGACGAUUCCGACGCCGAGGAAGAUGAGUUUGAUGAGUCGAUUGCUCCAAGGCCGGCGGCCCGGGCGAGACCUGGACGGGCUGCGGCUGCGAACCGAAAGGUUGUCAUUGACGACGACUCAUCCAUGGUGCUCGACGAAGAAGAAGAUGAAGAAGAGGAAGAGGAGAGCGACGACCCGUUUGUGGUUGAUGACGAUGAUGAUUGA
Molecule: messenger RNA, 5064 nt
Organism: Trichoderma harzianum CBS 226.95
Lineage: Eukaryota; Fungi; Ascomycota; Sordariomycetes; Hypocreales; Hypocreaceae
Exons: 4
Coding region: 1-5064 (1687 amino acids)
Biological process (GO): DNA topological change; resolution of meiotic recombination intermediates; sister chromatid segregation
Cellular component (GO): nucleus
Molecular function (GO): DNA topoisomerase type II (double strand cut, ATP-hydrolyzing) activity; ATP binding; DNA binding
Source: RefSeq, a predicted model, not a curated record